Messenger RNA from Drosophila albomicans, 3377 nucleotides. It is a transcript of the gene slmb, whose product is annotated as beta-TrCP. Bases 647 to 2179 code for a protein of 510 amino acids. Lineage: Eukaryota; Metazoa; Arthropoda; Insecta; Diptera; Drosophilidae. Gene Ontology annotation, molecular function: protein dimerization activity. The record is from RefSeq and is a predicted model, not a curated record. The transcript is spliced from 8 exons.
CCUCUAUACUCACACACACUGACAACAUCUACGUGCCGUCGCUUAUGGUGGAGAGAAAAAAUCCGAAAAUAUAAUUUAAAUUAAUCGUAAUAGUGUAACACAAACAAACACGCGUGCUUUUGCGGGCAAUUGCACGGUGUAAUUGCAAUCCUUCUAUUGUGCGAAUGAAAUAAAAAUUCAAUAAUUAAGAAAAGCGAAGCAAGUCAAAUAAAAACUAUAAAAGAAUGACUUGUCAAAAAGAAUAACACAUAUUUGUUGGAGGCAGUAACGCGCGGCGUGGUGAAUAAAUAUAAAGCGCGAACGAGAAAGCAAUGAAAAUUGUGAGUGGGUAAAAACGAGAAAGCGCUAAAGUCACCACCCUGAGAAGAGAGUUGUAGUAGAUGGACAACCUCAAACCGAAAUUUCUAUAUAAUUUUCUUGCAAGUUAUAAUAGUUUAAUAAUGCCUAAUUACCAAUUAAUGGAAACGUACAUGUGCUAAGUUCAUAUAAAUAAAAAUAAACGUAUUGCUAACUUAAGCUAUUGCGAAACAAUAUAUUUGUGUGUGUGUGGUAGUGUACUCUCAAUAAAUAGCAGCAGCAAGCAACCAGCCAAGCAGCAAAUAUAAAUUCAACAAAACACAACAACAGCAGCAACAGAAACAACACAAUGAUGAAAAUGGAGACUGACAAAAUAAUGGACGAGACUAACUCCAAUGCACAAGCAUUCACAACCACAAUGCUGUACGAUCCGGUGCGCAAGAAAGAUUCAUCGCCCACAUAUCAGUCGGAGCGGGAAGUCUGCUUUCAGUACUUUACACAGUGGAGCGAAUCGGGGCAGGUUGACUUUGUUGAGCAGCUGCUGACGCGCAUGUGCCACUAUCAACAUGGACAGAUCAAUGCGUAUCUGAAGCCCAUGCUACAGCGCGACUUUAUAACAUUGUUGCCAAAAAAAGGUCUGGAUCACAUUGCCGAGAACAUCUUAUCGUAUUUGGAUGCUGAAUCACUCAAGUCCGCCGAACUAGUGUGCAAGGAAUGGCUGCGUGUCAUAUCCGAGGGCAUGCUUUGGAAAAAGCUCAUUGAGCGCAAGGUGCGCACAGAUUCCUUGUGGCGUGGACUCGCAGAGCGUCGCAACUGGAUGCAGCAUCUGUUUAAGCCACGACCCGGACAAAUACAAAGGCCACACUCAUACCAUCGCGAACUGUUCCCCAAGAUAAUGAAUGACAUAGAUACCAUAGAGAAUAACUGGCGAAGCGGCCGACACAUGCUGCGUCGCAUCAAUUGUCGAUCAGAGAACUCGAAGGGUGUCUAUUGCCUGCAGUAUGACGAUGGCAAGAUUGUGUCCGGUUUGCGCGAUAACACCAUUAAGAUAUGGGAUCGCACGGAGCUCCAGUGCGUCAAGACUUUGAUGGGACAUACUGGUUCGGUGCUGUGCUUGCAGUAUGACGAUAAGGUGAUUAUUAGCGGCUCGAGUGAUUCGACGGUGCGUGUUUGGGAUGUUAACACUGGGGAAAUGGUCAACACAUUGAUACAUCAUUGCGAGGCGGUGCUACAUUUACGCUUCAACAAUGGCAUGAUGGUGACCUGCUCCAAGGAUCGUUCGAUUGCCGUCUGGGACAUGACCUCGCCUAGCGAGAUAACGUUGCGACGCGUUCUUGUUGGCCAUCGUGCGGCCGUCAAUGUGGUGGACUUUGAUGAGAAAUACAUUGUGUCCGCUAGCGGUGAUCGCACCAUCAAGGUGUGGUCCACAUCGAGCUGUGAAUUUGUGCGUACCCUGAAUGGCCACAAGCGUGGCAUCGCUUGCCUGCAGUAUAGGGAUCGUCUUGUGGUCAGUGGCAGCUCUGAUAACUCAAUUAGGCUGUGGGACAUCGAGUGCGGCGCCUGUCUGCGCGUUCUGGAAGGCCACGAAGAGCUGGUGCGCUGCAUCCGCUUCGAUACGAAGCGAAUUGUCAGCGGCGCUUAUGAUGGCAAAAUUAAAGUGUGGGAUUUGGUUGCCGCACUUGAUCCGCGAGCCGCUUCCAAUACAUUGUGCCUCAAUACGCUCGUGGAGCACACUGGCCGCGUCUUUCGCCUGCAAUUCGAUGAGUUUCAAAUUGUGAGCAGCUCGCACGAUGAUACUAUUUUGAUAUGGGACUUUCUAAAUUUCACACCCAAUGAGAAUAGGACCGGCCGAACACCGUCGCCGGCCCUUAUGGAACAUUAACAUUUUGUGCAAAGGCAGCUAAGGGAGCUUCAGCUGUAUUCCUCCAGCGAUGAGGAGGAACAGGAAGGGAAUGAAAACGACAAUGAUGAUGAUAAUGAAGAUGAUGAUGAUCAGGAAGAUAACAUCGAUUUGGAAGAGAUCGACUACGAUGAAGUUGAUGUUGAUCUUCUUUUCAACGAUGAUGAUGAUGAUGAUCAACAUUAAAACUAAUGAUUAAUAAGCCAGCAGACAGCAUUGAGACUCGUCCAUUAAAUUAUAUUGAAAUCACGGUACUGCGAUCUCAAAUUCUACUGAAAUGCAACAACAAAAAAUAAGAAACAAACAACACUACAAAUACUACAACAACAAACUCAACAGAAAAACAUAUAUUAACAUUUAAACAAACAAAAACACGCAUGCGCAUAAUGUGAAUUAAUGAAGUUAUUAAAGAAUACCACAACAACAAAUCCAAUAAGAGAGAAUAUAACAAAUAUUUUUGCAUAAACUGGCUGUUAGGUUUGAGAAUUGUACGAAAUCAAGAAAACUACAAAAUGAUAAUAUAGUAUACAAAAAUAUAAACAGAAUAAUAUAUUAGUUAAUUAGGCAUUAUAGACAUAAUUAAGGUCAGUCUGUGUAAAUCGUUGAAUUGACUGUUUGUGCAAGCGACAGUUGCACAGUAAAUAAUGUAACUAAUGUUUAGCUCAAAUAUCUACCAGCGCAUUGAGCUGAGUGCGGCUUUAACGGAAUCUUGAAAUAUGAGGAAUGUCGUUUUUUACACAUUGAAUGCGAUUUAGAAUAUGAUAUGAAAAAAUACAGAAAAACAAAAGAAACCUAAAAGCAAAACUGUCAGAUCGUACAGAGUAUAGUCUUUAGCCUAGGUGUUAGUUAAAGCUUCAUAAACUUGGCGAAACAUUAUUUUUGAGUUUUUGAACCUUACGAAUCGCUUUUCUCAUACUGCACAUUUUGUAAUCUAAUUUACAUGCCUAAUGUUUGUGUUAAAAAUGUAAAAAAUAAAAGAAAUUAAUAUAAACUAUAUUUAUUAGACCUUAAGUAAGACAUUUAAAAAGAAAUGAAUGAAAUCAUUAUAUGUGUAAAAAGACAUGAAAGUCGUAUUUGUUUAAUUUGGAACUUGAAGUAAACAUUGCGACUUAAUACUGUUGGUUAGGCAAAAAAAAACUAUGAAAGCUUAAGUAAUAAAAAUAUUAUCUGCAAUAUUUAA